AUGCUGCCUGAUAGUAACAGCUCCUUCUCUGCUGAAGUCUCUGAAUUCCUCCUGAAUUGUUUUGUCAGAUCCCCCAAGUGGCAACUCUGGUUGUCCCUGCCUCUCAGCUUCCUCUUCCUUUUGGCCAUGGGGGCCAACGCCACCCUCCUGAUCACCAUCUGGCUGGAGAAGUCUCUCCAUGAGCCCAUGUACUACCUGCUCAGCCUCCUCUCUCUGCUGGACAUGGUGCUCUGUCUUACUGUUAUUCCCAAGGUCCUGGCCAUCUUUUGGUUUGACCUCAGGUCCAUCAGCUUCUCUGCCUGCUUCCUUCAGAUGUUCAUUAUGAACAACUUCCUGCCAAUGGAAUCCUGCACAUUCCUAGCCAUGGCCCAUGACCGCUAUGUGGCCAUCUGUAAGCCUCUGCACUACCCAUCCAUAAUCACUGACCAAUUUGUGGCAAAAGCCAUUGUCUUCAUCUUGAUCCGAAAUACAUUUCUCACUGCACCAAUCCCUAUUACCCACAUGGCCAAGAAAAAGGUUUCCCCUGAUAUCCCUGUCUUACUUAAUAUCCUACACCACGUAAUUCCUGCAGCUCUCAACCCCAUUGUCUAUGGCGUACGCACCCAGGAGAUUAAACAGGGGAUUUGGAAAUUAUUAAGGAGAAGUUGGUGA
This is a messenger RNA of Myotis davidii, 651 nucleotides long. RefSeq names its product olfactory receptor 56A3. Gene Ontology annotation, cellular component: membrane. The record is from RefSeq and is a predicted model, not a curated record. Lineage: Eukaryota; Metazoa; Chordata; Mammalia; Chiroptera; Vespertilionidae. The transcript has a single exon. Gene Ontology annotation, molecular function: olfactory receptor activity. Bases 1 to 651 code for a protein of 216 amino acids. Gene Ontology annotation, biological process: G protein-coupled receptor signaling pathway.